Molecule: messenger RNA, 2334 nt
Organism: Bombina bombina (fire-bellied toad)
Lineage: Eukaryota; Metazoa; Chordata; Amphibia; Anura; Bombinatoridae
Gene: TRIP13
Product: thyroid hormone receptor interactor 13
Exons: 14
Coding region: 57-1355 (432 amino acids)
Biological process (GO): reciprocal meiotic recombination; meiotic recombination checkpoint signaling
Cellular component (GO): nucleus; chromosome
Molecular function (GO): ATP hydrolysis activity; ATP binding
Source: RefSeq, a predicted model, not a curated record
UUGAUCUUCCGUGAAGCGGGUGCUGUGGACUGCGUGUGGGAUUUGUUGCAGCCGGUAUGGAUGAAGCAGCCGAUGAUUUGAAACAAGCACUUCCAAAUGUAUGUGAUUCCCUCCAAGUUCAUGUAGAAGUACACCAGAAAUCAAAUAGCACUGCAAACAAUGAAGACGUAAGGUCUCAUGUCAUACAGUUACUGAAUAGACACUGCAUGGUGUUUGGUGAUUACACAUGGACAGAGUUUGAUGACAGCUUUUUACAGAGAAAUGUGAAUUCUGUUUCCAUUGUUGAUACAGAGUUAAAACUGAAAGACCGCCAGCCUAUAGAUCUCAACAAAUGCACCUUAUUCAUUCAUAUUUUUCAUUUAAAUGAAGAGGGACCGAGUGCAGAAAAUCUGGAAGACGAAAAUGAUGGUCUUGUAGCUGCAAGCAACUGGCUUCUACCUUCUGCUGAUUUUCAUGGACUCUGGGAAAGUUUAGUGUACGACAGUGAAAUAAAAUCUAAUCUUUUAGAUUAUGUUACAACAACGCUGCUGUUUUCAGACAAAAAUGUUGAUAGCAAUCUGAUUGCCUGGAACAGAGUGAUCCUAUUGCAUGGACCACCUGGAACUGGUAAAACUUCAUUAUGCAAAGCCUUAGCACAGAAGCUGACAGUCAGAUUAUCCUACAGGUAUCGAUAUGGGCAGCUCAUAGAAAUUAAUAGUCACAGUCUUUUCUCAAAGUGGUUUUCAGAAAGUGGCAAGCUAGUAACCAAGAUGUUUCAGAAGAUACAUGAACUUAUAGAUGACAAAGAAGUACUUGUAUUUGUGCUUAUUGAUGAAGUUGAAAGCCUCACUGCAGCUCGAAACGCUUCCAGAGCAGGCACCGAACCCUCAGAUGCUAUUCGCGUAGUAAAUGCUGUGUUGACACAAAUAGAUCAAAUAAAAAAGUAUCCUAAUGUAGUAAUUCUGACCACUUCAAAUAUUACUGAGAAAAUAGAUAUGGCUUUUGUUGAUAGAGCUGACAUCAAGCAAUACAUUGGACCUCCGUCAGCUGCUGCUAUAUUCAGAAUUUACCUAUCGUGUAUAGAAGAACUCAUGAAGUGCCAGAUCAUCUAUCCAAGACAACAGCUGUUAACUUUAAGAGAAUUAGAAAUGAUUGGAUAUCUGGAAAAUAAUGUAUCUACCCUUAGUAUCUUGUUAAAUGAUAUUGCCAGAAAAAGCGAAGGACUCAGUGGGAGAGUUUUAAGGAAACUUCCUUUCCUGGCACAUGCACUUUACUUACAAUCUCCUGUAGUUACCAUUGAAAAAUUCCUUCAGGCUCUUUUGCUUGCUGUGGAGAAACAAUUUGAAGAAAGAAAGAAGCUUUCAGAGUGUGCAUAGCACCAUCUAAGAUGCUCUGUGAUACAUUCUUAUUCAUUGUAUGUUGCAUUUUCACAGUAUCAAUUGAAACCAUAAAUGGCUUAACAUUUUGUUAAAAGGGAUAGUCUAGUAAAUAUUAAACUUUCAUGAUUCAGAUAGAGUAUGCCAUUUUAAGCAGCUUUCUAAUUUACUCCUAUUAUGAAUUUUUCUUCUUUCUCUUGGUAUCUAUCUUAAAAGGCAGGAAUGUAAGCUUAGGAGACGGCCCAUUUUUGGUUCAGUAUCUGGGUAGUGCUUGCUGAUUGGUGGCUACAUUUCUGAAUCAUGAAAGUUUAAUUUUGACUAGACUAUCCCUUUAAUUUGUGGCAGAGAUCAAAACUAUAUUUUUUUGUAGAAAUAUAUACAGAUGUAAAGUUACUUAUACCGGCACACAUGAUAAAAGCUGUACAUAAAAGGAGAACAUGACCUGCUUCUUAUGCUGUCCUAAUUACCGUAUAUCCUUUUUCAUGUGUGUGUCUUUUUUUUUUUUUUUUUUUUUGUUCUUUAAAUACCAUGGACACUAUGAAAUACAAAAGCUGUUAUUUGUUGUAAACAUAUUUACAGUUUAUAAUUGUAGUAAAGGAUGUUAAAGUUUUUUUUUGGGGGGCUCUGUUUUUUUCUGUUUUUUAUGGGGAUUUAAUGCAAAAUAUCAUUCUAAGAUAACAUACCAGUUGGCUAAGGCAUUCAAAGAAUUCCAAGAGGGUUAACAUUUGAAACAGAUGUUUGUCAGUUGUGGGGACGAUAAGAGAACCUCUGGAUGCAGGGUAAUAAGACUAAUUCCAUCUCUUGGUAGCGGAGUAUGACAUGCACAGAAACAUUUGGUAGGUUACAAUACAGACCUCAUUCUGACUAUUCAAUGGAUUAAAUCUCACAAUGUUUUAAACGUUAUAGAUCAUUGAGAUUAUAUAUGUCCACUUUUUUAAAUAUUUUUUUUCUUUUAAUAAAUAUAUAUUUUUAAAAAGAU